This is a messenger RNA of Protopolystoma xenopodis, 204 nucleotides long. Lineage: Eukaryota; Metazoa; Platyhelminthes; Monogenea; Polystomatidea; Polystomatidae. The record is from the annotation of a GenBank genome assembly.
AUGUAUGCCCAUACGAUUGUAUCCCUCGUAAAAGAUACUUCUGCCAGCAACAAAGGCAACAGAGGCCAGGGACCCGGCGUAAUGUAUGUGGCGCACAUGGUAAAUGUGGAUAAGGUAGGAAAUACUGGCCGAGCCCUGUCACUUAUUCUUACAGUUGCAGAAUACGCUCUGAUUUGCGUCGGUGAGCAGUAUAAGCAGUUUUAG